AUGGCGCACUGGAGCGGCACUGACGGCGUUGGCAUGGCGCACUGGCGGCGCUUAGGCAGACUGGUGGCACUGGGCAGACGGGCAUGGCAGACUGGCGGCGCUGGGCAGACUGGCAGGGCACGGGCACCGACGGCGCUGGGCCCGGACGGCAGACUGGGCGGCGCAGCGCAGCAGACUGGCGGCGCCAGGGCAGACUGGCGGCGCGCCGCUGGCAGAUCAGGGAGCGGCGCAGGCAGACUGGUGGCACCACCGCGCGCCAGCAGAUCGGGCGCACUGCUGGCACUGGCAGACAGGACGGCGCAACACUGCCCAGUGCCAGCCAGUCUGCCCAGCGCCGCCAGUCUGCCCAGCGCCGCCAGUCUGCCCAGUGCCACCAGGCUGCCUGGCGCCGCCAGUCUGCCCAGCGCCGUCAGCGCACUGGGCAGCUGGCGUCGGCGCUGCCAGUCUGCCCAGCGCUGCCAGACUGCUGGCACCAGCGCCGCCAGUCUGCCAGCGCCGUCAGUCUGCCCAGCCAGUCUGCCCAGCGCCGUCAGUGCCCGCCAGUACCUGUCAGCCACAAGUCUACCCAGUGCCACCAGUCUGCCCAGCGCCGCCAGUCUGCCCAGCGCCGCCAGUCUGCUGCCACCAGUCUGCCAGAGCCGCCAGUCUGCCCAGCGCCGUCAGCGCCGCCAGUCUGCCCAGCGCCGUCAGCGCCGCCAGUCUGCCCAGCCCAGUCUACCCAGCCGUCAGCGCCGCCAGUCUGCCCAGCGCCAUCAGUCUGCCCAGUGCCACCAGUCUGCCCAGCGCCGCCAUCUACCCAGUGCCACCAGUCUGCCCAGCGCCGCCAGUCUGCCCAGCGCCGCCAGUCUGCCCACCGCCAGUCUGCCUUGCGCCGCCAGUCUGCCCAGCGCCGCCGCCAGUCUGCAGUCGCCUAGCCACCAGUCGCCAGUCUGCCCAGCGCCGCCAGUCUGCCUAGCCAGUCUGCCCAGCGCCGUCCAGCGCCGCCAGUCUGCCCAGCGCCGUCAGUGCCGCCAGUCUGCCCAGCGCCGUCAGUCUACCCGGUGCCACAAGUCUACCCAGUGCCGCCAGUCUGCCCAGCGCCGCCAGUCUGCCCAGCGCCCGCCAGUCUGCCCAGUGCCACCAGCCUGCCUCGCCGCCAGUCUGCCACCAGCGCCACCAGUCAGCGCGCUGCCUAGCCGCCAGUCUGCCCAGCGCCCGUCAGUGCCGCCAGUCUGCCCAGCGCCGUCAGUCUACCCAUUGCCACCAGUCUGCCCAGCCACCAGUCUGCGCGCUGCCAGUCUGCCGAGCGCCGUCAGUGCCGCCUCUGCCCAGUGCCGCCAGUCUGCCCGCGCCGCCAGUCUGCCCAGCCGCCAGCGCCAUCUGCCCAGUGCCACCAGCCCGCCCAGCGCCGCCAGCCCGCUCAGCGCCGCCGGGCGCUCGCUAGCCCGCCCAGCGCCGUCAGUGCCGCCAGUCUGCCCAGCCGCUGGCCUACCCAGUGCCACCAGCCCGCCCAGCGCCGCCAGUCUGCCCAGCGCCGCCAGUCUGCCCAGUGCCACCAGCCCGCCCAGCGCCGCGCCAGCCCGCCCAGCGCCGUCAGCGCCGCUAGUUCGCCCAGCGCGUCAGGGGUGCCGCCAGUCUGCCCAGCGCC
Molecule: messenger RNA, 1627 nt
Organism: Oncorhynchus masou masou (cherry salmon)
Lineage: Eukaryota; Metazoa; Chordata; Actinopteri; Salmoniformes; Salmonidae
Product: proline-rich protein 36-like
Exons: 2
Source: RefSeq, a predicted model, not a curated record